Molecule: messenger RNA, 873 nt
Organism: Capronia epimyces CBS 606.96
Lineage: Eukaryota; Fungi; Ascomycota; Eurotiomycetes; Chaetothyriales; Herpotrichiellaceae
Exons: 3
Coding region: 1-873 (290 amino acids)
Source: RefSeq, a predicted model, not a curated record
AUGCCAGAGCCUCACAUUGCUGAGCCGGCUCAGACUGGCUUCGCUUCUGCCCGCGCCUAUGAUGCCUACCGACCAUCGUAUCCAGCGGAAGCCGUUGAGCAACUACUUGACGGCCUGGGCAUAGCCGGCGUCAAAGGUGCUAAAGUUGUAGACCUUGCGGCUGGCACGGGUAAGUUCACGGAGAUCCUUGCCAGAAGACCCGAGGGGUACGAUGUUGUAGCCAUUGAGCCUCAUGAUGCGAUGCGCGAACAGUUGGAAGAAAAAUCCCUUCCCCGAGUUAGAGUCGUCAAGGGGACGGCCGACGCCAUGUCAAACAUUCCGGAUGGAAGUUUCGCGUGCGUGAUAACAGCACAGCACACAUCUGAUCUCUUCCCAAGGUUUGCCAACGUGGACGCUCUGAAGGAGAUAGCCCGAAUAUUGCAGCCAUCGGGCACUUUUGGCCUCAUUUGGAACAUCGAAGAUUAUAAUUCACCGAGAUCGUGGGCAAUCCACCCUGGCUGGGAGCGCACAAUGCGCGACAUAAUAUGGACGUUUGACGAUAACUCUCCACGAUUCCGGCAUCAGAAGUGGCGCAAAGUCUUCGACGAUCAAAGCAACAGUAGUACUCUGUUGUUCAAUUUGCCGUUAAGAGAAGGCUCAGUCGACUUCGAGACGAGACUGCCUAGAGAGACAAUCUGGAGCCGAUUAAGGACGUUAAGCCAGCUUGCCAUUCUCGAGGGUCAAGGGCUAGAGAAAGUGAGAAAGACAUUCAUCGAGAGCGUCAAUUCUGGGGAAACUGAGACCGAUGAAUCUGGGCGCAUCGCUGUGCAUGGCCGUACUGUAUUCUUCUGGACGAGCAAGGUAUCUGCUGAGCCGCCCAAGAGCGGUGGUUAG